Fusarium pseudograminearum CS3096 is the source of this 993-nucleotide messenger RNA. RefSeq lists its product as uncharacterized. The record is from RefSeq and is a predicted model, not a curated record. Gene Ontology annotation, cellular component: cytoplasm; nucleus. Gene Ontology annotation, molecular function: magnesium ion binding; inorganic diphosphate phosphatase activity. The transcript has 7 exons. Gene Ontology annotation, biological process: phosphate-containing compound metabolic process. Bases 1 to 993 code for a protein of 330 amino acids. NCBI's taxonomy places the organism in Eukaryota, Fungi, Ascomycota, Sordariomycetes, Hypocreales, Nectriaceae.
AUGGUUGCCACGUCUUUUCUCGUUCAGCUGGCUUUGUUGCCUUGCUUGGCUAUUGGUUCUUCUCUUGCGUCUAGAUCAAAGUCCUUUGACUAUGACUCUCUUACACUGAGAGAAGUCGGCGCUCGCAACACCCUUGACUGGCGUGUGUGGCUAGAGAAAGAUGGACAACCUAUCUCCUUCUGGCAUGAUGUUCCUUUGUAUCCCGAAAAGGGAAACAAUCGCAUCGUGAGCUAUGUUGUUGAGAUCCCUCGAUGGACCGACGGCAAGAUUGAGACCCGUCGCGACGAGCCUCUAAAUCCCAUCUUUCACGACGACAAGAAGAAGAAAGUUCGUUUUGUGGAAAGCGUAUGGCCUCACAAGUCCUACCCCUUCCAUUACGGAUCUAUUCCCCAGACGUGGGAGAGCCCCAACUUUGACCACGACUUUACGGGAUAUCCUGGUGACAACGAUCCCAUCGAUCUGUUUGACAUUAGUGAGGUUCCAGCCCAUGUUGGCCAGGUCAAGUCUGUCAAGGUUCUAGGCGGGCUCGCCCUCAACGAUGGUGGCGAGACUGACUGGAAGGUUAUCGGAAUCGAUACUAAGGAUCCCCUUGCCCAACUUGUUGAAUCCGUCGAGGAUCUUGAAAAGUACCGACCCGGUCUCGCCAAGACCUUUUACAACUGGUUCACCUACUACAAGGUCCCUCGUGGGGACGACGUCCUCGAGAUUGUCGGAGGAGACUACCAGAAUGCCAAGUUCAUGUCCAAGACCAUCAAGAGCAGCCACGGCGAUUGGCAAGAUCUCGUGCGCGGAAAGGUUGACUCCAACGAGAUCAACUACAACCAGACCAGCUUCAAGAGCUACAAGAGCUACGUCAAGAGUAAGGAUGCGACUAAAAAGUUCGGUCUUCCUGUUGAAUCCAAGAUGCUUCCUGCUGCGGAGAGGCCGGCCAAGUAUGAUCUGUGGUAUUACUUGGACAAGGACUACAAGUUGAUUGAGCUUAGUAAGGAAUAA